Molecule: messenger RNA, 1699 nt
Organism: Benincasa hispida (wax gourd)
Lineage: Eukaryota; Viridiplantae; Streptophyta; Magnoliopsida; Cucurbitales; Cucurbitaceae
Product: P-loop containing nucleoside triphosphate hydrolases superfamily protein
Biological process (GO): tail-anchored membrane protein insertion into ER membrane
Cellular component (GO): GET complex
Molecular function (GO): ATP binding; ATP hydrolysis activity
Source: RefSeq, a predicted model, not a curated record
GCUGAAACUCGAAAACUACUUUCAUUCACUAGAGAAGCCAUAGCCAUGGGGAGCUUGUGUCUUCCUUCUACUUUCUCUCCAAGUAUUCGCAGUUUAACUGCAAGAAAUUCCAUGGCAAUGGCAGCUUUCCUCUCUCACCAUCCCAAAAUCUUGCCUCAACCCUUCCUCGCCAAAACCUUCCGCUUCAUUUCUCUUUCAACUUCAACAAAACCGUCCAGAAAACGUUUCCAAGUGAGAUCAGUGGCUACCCCUGCAGAAGGUAUUGCAGGGUUUGAGAGCAUGAUCUCUGGAACAGAACGGAAAUAUUACUUGUUAGGUGGGAAAGGAGGUGUUGGGAAGACAAGUUCUGCUGCCGCUCUAGCUGUGAAGUUCGCAAAUAGUGGCCACCCCACGCUUGUUGUUUCUACUGAUCCAGCACAUUCGUUAAGUGAUUCAUUUGCUCAGGAUUUGACUGGCGGUACACUGGUACCAGUUGAAGGUCCUGACUCUCCAUUGUUUGCCCUUGAGAUAAACCCUGAAAAGGCUAGGGAGGAAUUCCGCAGUACAGCUCAAAAAAAUGGUGGAACUGGCGUAAAAGAUUUCAUGGAUGGCAUGGGCCUCGGAAUGCUUGUAGACCAGUUAGGAGAGUUGAAACUCGGAGAGUUGCUGGACACACCACCUCCUGGUUUGGAUGAAGCUAUAGCCAUUGCGAAGGUCAUUCAAUUUCUUGAGUCUCCAGAAUAUAACAUGUUUACUCGCAUAGUUUUUGACACGGCACCUACGGGUCAUACCUUGAGGCUUCUAUCCCUGCCAGACUUCUUAGAUGCUUCCAUAGGCAAGAUAUUGAAGCUUAGGCAAAAAAUAGCUUCAGCAACCUCAGCCAUUAAAUCUGUAUUUGGACAAGAAGAAAAGCGGCAGGAUGCAGCUGACAAAUUAGAGAGAUUAAGAGAGAGAAUGGUAAAAGUUCGUGAGCUUUUUCGUGACAAAGAAUCUACGGAAUUUGUCAUAGUUACAAUCCCCACGGUUAUGGCUGUGAAUGAAUCAUCAAGGUUGCAUGCUUCUCUGAAAAAGGAAUCUGUCCCUGUCAAGAGGCUUAUUGUGAAUCAGAUUCUUCCUCCGUCAGCAUCAGAUUGCAAGUUUUGUGCAAUGAAAAGAAAGGAUCAAUUGCGUGCUUUGGAUCUCAUUCGAAAUGAUCCAGAACUCUCGAGCUUGUUGGUGAUUGAGGCACCAUUAGUCGAUGUGGAGAUUCGAGGUGUUCCAGCUCUUAAAUUUCUCGGAGACAUCAUUUGGAAAUGACUGUAUUGUCCAAGAAAACAUGAUGCGAUUUGCAGGUAACUUUUUUAUUACCCACUUUUAUGGUCCUUGACCUAUUAAAAACUUUCGGAUAUAUAGAGAAAAACACUUUUUACCCCCAACAUGUGAGUGUGUGUGUGAGAGAGAGAGAGAGAGAGAAUGAUGUAUCUGCCAGCCAACUGACUUCACCGGGUUCACAAUGGGAAACAGUAAUUCAAAUUGAACAGCUCUGCAGUUGAAGUGCAGGACAAACACAGAUUUUAGAAUUCAUGAGAUUUUAGGAGAAAGGAGAAAGGGGAAAAAAAGGAAAAAGAAAGUUGAAGGUGUAUCAUGUAGUUAGCACAGGAUGGUGCCUGAGAAAUAUGAAUGUUUUAUAUUUUUUGGUACAAUUUUUAGAAGUAAAAUAACAUAUAUCAUUUUUUAAAAA